UACUCCUAUAACGUUAAUUGACGUCGUCAAUUCAGCAAGAAAAAUAAAUAAUCGCUUUUUUCGGAAGCGGAUACAGCUGCAAACGACACAGAGAUGUCGCCAGUUGACCAUCAGGGACAUACCUGGUUUGUUUACAAGGAAGACUCGAUUGUCACAGGCUACCACCAAACGUGAACAGGGUCUCAAGUACACACAACAAAAGAUGAGUACCUCUACUUAACAAUUCAUCUUUCACUGUUAUAAUUAUAUAAAGAAUAGAGAAACUUUACAAUGACUGAAGCUGCUUAUCUUAUUUAUAAUGGAAAUGUACACUUUUGAAUAGGAACCACGUGAUUUCCUGUGCAUAGAUGGGUAGAGUUUAUGGUUUAUAAAGGAAAAUAAGAAUAAAAUUAAAGUCAUUUUAUAUGUGUGUGUCUUUGUAACGUGUAGGUAAAGGGAUUUUAAACGAUGUUGCUCAAGAUCAUACUUCAAGUUGCAGUAGUCAUCAUAUCUGUUGGUGCACGGUCGGAAGUUACAGCAGGUACGAAUUCAAUCACCAGCAUUAGAUCACCUAUGGUCAAGUGUUCCGCUCUUUCAUGUGAGGUGUCAGCCACUGUUCAGUCCCAAUAUGAUGUAAAAGAUCAAUGGGCAAUAUUCAAAAACAAUACUGCAAUGAGAAUUACAGACUGGAACACAGACAAAGAGAAAUAUACAGGUGCAAAAAGCAUUAGUCCCAAAAAUUGUAAAUUAUGGUGUAAUUAUACUGUGGUACUGAGCAUCCAGAGUCCUGACGAGUCCAAAGACUAUGGAUUCUACCAACUCAUUCUACGAUCAUACGAUUCUCAAAGAAACCUGCACGAUCAGCUCGUAAUAAAUUUCACCGUACCGAUGACGUUUACAGCUUACGAACCGACACCAAAAACUACACCCUUUGAAGACAUUGAAAGGAAUGACCAAGAACUGCCAUUUACAACAGUCUUAAUCAUAGCUGUGGCGGGAACUUUUGUGACCAUAUUUAUAUGUCUAACUGUGUGCAUAUUGAUGUUCUGUAGAAAAAAGAAUCCAAAAAAUAAAAAGCCGCAUAAACGGAGAAACAGACCUCACAGUUCAUUGGGUGUAUCUACACAUCUCUAUGAUGAAGUGGAGUCCGUAGCGACUAAUGCGUAUUGUGAAUUAAAUGACGAAAGCCGUAAAACGUCUGCUCAUCAGUACAUUCAACCUAUUCCUGAAGAAACUCCAAUAUACAAGGCCCCCGAGAUUUUUUCGAACACUGAAUCGCCCACCUCUGGACGAGCUCACACACAAGACACACAAGACAGCGCCAAAGAUGCUAUGGGGUAUUUACAACCAUCCAUAAAGUUUAGACCAGAUAUGAUGGUGAUAAAUGAAUUAUACGAAGAAGCAAAUAAACCAAAAGACAAAAAACCUCUGGAACCAACCUAUAGUAAUGCAGGAAAAUUUCCAGUGUUGCCAAGAAAAGAUUCAAAGACAUUAGUGGAAGACCUUCAAUCUGUUUUAGAAAAAGCUGAUAAUGACAACAAAUAUGCCAAACCCUGUCGUCCUUUAAAAACAAAUAUUACGAAUCAACUAUACACAGAAGUAAACAAAUCGGAAACAAAAUCCUCUAAAGAGCCAACAUAUGGAAAUGAACAGAAAACACCACUAUUACCAAAGAAAGUCUCUAAAACAGUGAUGAUGGACAGGGACCCUAGUGUAAAAGAAUCCAUGCUUUUGAAAUCUGACACGCCAGUUGUUCCUCCAAAACCUUUCACCAGGAAUAUAACAAACCAACUGUAUGAUGAUAGAGAAAAUAUGUACUCACAGAAAAAGCCGCUGACAGUCACAUAUAGUAAUCCUCCAGCCAUAAAACUGCCAACUAGAAAGUUUUCAAGAUCACGAUCAGACGAUUCAGAGUUAUCGCACGUUCAUUCGUAUAAAAGAGACAGCUAACGCAGACCAGAACAUAGAUACAUACCAUGUAUGUAGGGGCGUAUUAUAAGUGUUCAAUUGUUGUUAUUAAAAUGUAUCAAUUUUGUAAUGUCAAUGUUUAAGCAAUGUUAUGCAAGAUAAUAAAAUCAAUAUUUGAAAAAUAAUCGACUUGAAUUUAUUCAUGAAACCUGUACAGUAUCAAAUAUGCAACAUACAUGUAUUAUAUCACUCAUUAUAUUGAAAGAUUCUGCAUGUAUAAAUAGGAAAAUGAAUAAUCAUAAUAAAUUAACAAUUUUAUGC
Saccostrea cuccullata (small rock oyster) is the source of this 2208-nucleotide messenger RNA. RefSeq lists its product as uncharacterized. The record is from RefSeq and is a predicted model, not a curated record. Bases 448 to 1929 code for a protein of 493 amino acids. Lineage: Eukaryota; Metazoa; Mollusca; Bivalvia; Ostreida; Ostreidae. The transcript has 19 exons.